Messenger RNA from Australozyma saopauloensis, 1704 nucleotides. It is a transcript of the gene MAL2, whose product is annotated as oligo-1,6-glucosidase IMA1. The coding region runs from base 1 to 1704 and encodes 567 amino acids. Gene Ontology annotation, molecular function: glucan 1,4-alpha-maltotriohydrolase activity; alpha-amylase activity; oligo-1,6-glucosidase activity. Gene Ontology annotation, biological process: sucrose catabolic process; maltose catabolic process. The record is from RefSeq and is a predicted model, not a curated record. Lineage: Eukaryota; Fungi; Ascomycota; Pichiomycetes; Serinales; Metschnikowiaceae. The transcript has a single exon.
AUGACCUACACUCAAACCUGGUGGAAAGACGCCUCCGUCUACCAAAUCUGGCCUGCCUCCUACAAGGACUCCAACGGAGACGGUGUUGGUGACAUCCCCGGUAUCAUCUCCACGUUGGACUACGUCAAGAACUUGGGCAUUGACGUCAUCUGGUUGUCUCCAGCCUACGACUCCCCUCAAGACGACAUGGGAUACGAUAUCUCCGACUACGAGUCCGUGUACCCCAAGUAUGGUACCAUGGAGGACAUGGACCAGUUGAUCAAGGAGUGCCACGACCGCGGCAUGAAGUUGAUCUUGGACUUGGUCAUCAACCACACCUCCGACCAACAUCAAUGGUUCAAGGAGUCUAGAUCCUCCAAGGACGACCCUAAGAGAGACUGGUACAUCUGGAAGAAGCCCAGAUACGACGCCGAGGGCAACAGACAGCCUCCUAACAACUGGGGCUCUUACUUCUCCGGCUCUGCUUGGAAGUACGACGAGGCCACCGACGAGUACUACUUGCAUCUUUUCGCCGAGUCGCAGCCCGACUUGAACUGGGAGAACGAGGAGACCAGAAAGGCCAUCUACAAGAGCGCCUUGAGCUUCUGGUUCGAGAAGGGUGUCGACGGUUUCAGAAUCGACACCGCCGGCAUGUACUCCAAGGUGCAAUCGUUCCCCGACGCCCCAAUCGUCUACGCCGAGUUGGACUACCAGCCAUGUAAGUUGUACCACCAGGGCGGUCCAAGAAUCCACGAGUUCCACAAGGAGAUGUUUGCCCAGGUCACCUCCAAGUACGACGUCAUGACCGUCGGUGAGGUGGGCCACUCCUCGCGCGAGGACGCCUUGAAGUACGUCAGCGCCGCCGAGAAGGAGAUGAACAUGAUGUUCUUGUUCGACGUGGUCGAGGUCGGCUGCCAAGUCGAGGACAGAUUCCGUUACAAGGGCUACAAGUUGCCUGACCUCAAGAAGGCCAUCCAGACCAUGAGCGCCUUCGCCGAGGGCACCGACGCCUGGGCCACCUGCUACUUGGAGAACCACGACCAGCCAAGAUGUAUUUCCCGUUUCGGUGACUCCAGCUCCAAGUGGAGAGUCAAGAGUGGUAAGUUGUUGGCCACCAUGCUCACCAUCUUGACCGGUACUGUGUUCAUCUACCAGGGUCAAGAGCUCGGUAUGGUCAACGUGCCAAGAUCCUGGGACAUCUCCGAGUACUUGGACAUCAACACCGUCAACUACUACAAGGAGUACGUCAGAGUCAACGGCGAGAAGGACUUGGACACCUUGAUGGACAACAUCAACUUGUUGGCCAGAGACCACGCCAGAACCCCAGUGCAAUGGGACAGCUCUGCCAACGGUGGUUUCUCCACUGGCAAGCCAUGGAUGAGAACCAACGACAACUUCGAGGAGAUCAACGCCGCCUCUCAAGUCAACGACCCAGACUCGUUGUACAACUUCUACAAGAAGGCCUUGCAGGUCAGAAAGGAGUACAAGGAUCUUUUCAUCUACGGUAAGUUCGAGAUCUUGGACUUCGACAACGAGAAGACCUUCACCAUUGUUAAGACUGCUGGCAGCCACAAAGCUUACGCCGUCAUGAACUUCACCAACGAGGCUGUGCCUUUCGAGGCCGACUUCGAGGGCAAGGCCACCCUCAUUCUUGCCAACGAGAACGACGUUAAGGAGUCGACUUUGGGUCCAUGGGAGUCCAGAGUUUACUUGAUCGAGAACUAA